Molecule: messenger RNA, 917 nt
Organism: Cariama cristata (Red-legged seriema)
Lineage: Eukaryota; Metazoa; Chordata; Aves; Cariamiformes; Cariamidae
Gene: TTC22
Product: tetratricopeptide repeat domain 22
Molecular function (GO): protein binding
Source: RefSeq, a predicted model, not a curated record
AUCCCUUUCCCUCUUUGAGACAAGUGUACCCCGUCUGUCGCCAGCAGGCCUGGUAUCGUGUAGACGGACCCAUGAUCAAAAACCCAAAAAUUCUGCGGGUGACGCCAGUCUUGGAGCCAGCCCUGGCCUGGUCUUACCUGGGGAUGCUGCUGGAAAGGAAAGAAAUGUUUUCCACCAGCCUGACGGGGAUCCAGGACUGUGGCUUCUCUGAGACUGACCCCCUCAAUUGCUUUGGCAAGGUGAUAGAAAUGGCAAAAGACAACCCUCCCACCCUGAACCGCCUGGCAAAAACCUUCCUCCUGGGCAAGCAGGAGGUGGCCAAAGGGAUAUGCAAUAUGGCUCUGGAGGUCCUGCGGGACCCGCAGCUCAGCUGGCAGGUGAACUGCACCUGGGCACAAGUGACUGACAGAAGUAAGCUCACUCAUGCUAAAAAUGACCUUGAAAGGGUCCUCAAGGUUUGUCCGCACCUGAGGACAAACCUGGACAUGGGCCAGGUUUACUAUUACAUGAGGGUGGAUGCCAUGCAAGAACUCUUCCUGGUGAAUGAAACUCCUGAACAAAGCCAUGGAGUUUGGCCUGGGCGAUACCCUACCCAAACUGCAGCUCUGCAGGGGCAAAUGGAGCAUAAAAGCCAGGAAACACUGGCCAUCGAGUGCUUCAAGCUGGCCAUCGAACUGGAUGAUGUGGGCUCCACCAAGUGCCUGCAGUGCCUCCUGGAGACACUGCUCGUACUCUUUGGUCGGAUGACUCUGAAGACAGAAACGCUGAUGCAGGAGGUGGAACAGUGGGUUAAGGAAGCUGAGGGGAAAUUCCCACGGCAGCGACUGCAGCAGGAGCUGAGGGCGGUCUGCUGCAACCGCACGCUGGAGGGGAUCCAGGUCUGCAAAGCUCUGAUCGGGGGAGGACGGAGCUGGUGA